Molecule: messenger RNA, 1089 nt
Organism: Musca domestica (house fly)
Lineage: Eukaryota; Metazoa; Arthropoda; Insecta; Diptera; Muscidae
Product: doublesex- and mab-3-related transcription factor A2-like
Exons: 4
Coding region: 1-1089 (362 amino acids)
Biological process (GO): regulation of transcription by RNA polymerase II; sex differentiation
Cellular component (GO): nucleus
Molecular function (GO): DNA-binding transcription factor activity, RNA polymerase II-specific; protein binding; RNA polymerase II cis-regulatory region sequence-specific DNA binding
Source: RefSeq, a predicted model, not a curated record
AUGGAAAAGACCAUUGAUUUCGAUAUGUCGGCCAGCAUUUCUAGUUCUACAUCGUUGGCGGCAGAAAAUGUUACAGAAAUUGAGACAUCAUCAUCAUCACCACCAGCAGCUGUGGUUGGAACCGCGACGGUCAUGAGUAAAAAAUCACGCAAAUCUUUGAAAUCAUUGUUGGCGGAUGGCGGCAGUGGCCCAUUUAAAGUGGCGGCUGGUGUCAGUGCCAGCAAUCGUGUACCCAAAUGUGCUCGCUGUCGUAACCAUGGCUGGAUUUCGGAAUUACGCGGCCACAAGAAACAUUGCACCUAUAAAAAUUGCCGUUGUGCCAAAUGUGUUUUGAUAUUCGAACGACAGCGUAUUAUGGCGGCUCAGGUUGCCCUGAAGCGUCAGCAAGCUGUCGAAGAUGCCAUUGCUUUGCGGUUGGUAGCAACAAAGACCGGACAACAAUUGGAUGCAUUGCCUCCGGGUAGUAUUUUUGGUCUGAACGGUGAACAACAAAAAACAAGCGACCUAAACUCAACUCUGGAAACUUCAACAGUCGAAGAUUUAAGUUUGCCAAAUAAACAACAACAACAACAAACCGAAGAAGUGGAAGAAAUAACAAAACCGCCAAAUGGCCUAAAACCAAAAUCAGACCAGGUCUCACAAAAUGCCAUUGAAAUGUUGAUGCAAAUAUUUCCCCAAAGAAAACGUUCGGUGUUGGAAUUAAUUCUCAAACGUUGCGAUUCGGAUUUGAUUAAGGCAAUUGAAAAUAUUUCCAGUAAUUUUCGUGAACAUAAGGAUAUAAGGGAGAUGGAUGCGGGACUGCUGAAUCGCAGUGAGCCGGGCAUGAAGAGUGCCUUUAAGCCGGUUUAUUCGUCGGCGGGAAAUGUGCACUACCAGCCCCCUUUGAAUUUAUCCAAUAAUCUUUGUGGCACUGCCACAUCGCCGCCAACUGCCUAUCCGAAGUGGUUUGUUCCUCUCACCUUUCCCAUAACAUUUCAGGGUCAUUUGGCCCCAGCUCUACCACCACCAACGCUACCAUCUGUGGGUACCCGUUGUACCCUACCUAAUUGUUCCUGCUUGGACAUGGGCUAUCAGUUUAGUUGUUCUUAA